This is a messenger RNA of Botrytis fragariae, 4995 nucleotides long. Its product is annotated as putative hsp70 family protein. Lineage: Eukaryota; Fungi; Ascomycota; Leotiomycetes; Helotiales; Sclerotiniaceae. The coding region runs from base 1 to 4995 and encodes 1664 amino acids. The record is from RefSeq and is a predicted model, not a curated record. The transcript has 8 exons.
AUGACACAAAGUCAAAAUACACCACCGCUAAAAACGACUGGCCAAUCAAAGUCAAGUCUGAAAGGUCGCAUUCCAGCUGCGUUACGAGAUUACUUCCCUUCCGACGGCAUUUACAAAGUAUUAGCAUGCGAUUUUGGUACCGGAAACACAUGCAUAAACCAUGACAACAUUCAGGUCGAGUCGGGGGAGUUCACGAAUUUGGAAAGCAUCAAACCGUCCCACUUUUAUCGCUAUUCCAAUAAUCCAAAUCAGCGACCGGAGCUAACAACAGAAGUCCCAACCAUAUGCGCUCAUAUCCCUGGCGAAACUGAUGAAUCCAAAGCUCAACAUGGAUACGAAGUCGACCCUGUAGGUGAUGAGACUGGUGCAGUGGUUAUAGAUAGGAUCAAGGAAGCAUUGUAUUCUGGACCAGAAGCAGAAGACAAAAAAGAGGCUCUCAGAAAUUUUGCACUCAAGAUUCCUUAUCUUAGGACUCGAUAUAGUGAUACUGAGCUGGCGGCUAACCCGGAAAUCUGGAUGCUAGCUGAUUACAUCCUUUGGCUUGCGCAGCUGGUGACAUCAAACAUCGUUAAAGACGAUCUUAAAGGAGAUCUCAUCUGGGUUUUUACCGUUCCAUCUAAUUGGAACAAGGAUAGCAUCGCAUUGUAUACUUCUGCUCUCGAUGCUUCUCCGGUUCUUGUUGGCAGAUAUUUGCUGCAAUCAGAGAUAGAGAGUGCCAUUGCAGGACUGAUACACCAAUCCCCAGAACAGACAGGAAUGAUGGAUGGCGAUGUUUUCUUUACAUUGGACGUUGGUAAAGGGACAUCUGAUUUCAGCAUCUGUCGUCAGAUGUCUAGUGCUCCGACUCAAGUUGAGGAAAUCAUGCCACCUGCCGCAUUGUUUGCAGGGUCGAGGACUGUUCUACAGCUUUGGGAGUCGCACAUCCGUAACCAAUGUAAGAAAGAGUCAAAAGAUCUCGAUUACUUCGAAUCAGACCUAGCCAUUUUAAAAGCGAGUUUUAUCAGAAGUAUGCAUGCGUACACAGGACAGUCUGGGAAGGAAAUUGAUAGGGCAUAUCGCAUCUGUGGACAAAAGAUCACAGUUACAAGAGAUCAAAUGAAAUCUUGGUUCAAUGAAUGGAUGCAUCUCACUACAACUUUCCUCACAAAACAAUGUGAGAAAUAUCAUGCACGGCCUGAUUGCUCUCCGCCUUCAAAAGUUUUCUUGAUGGGAGGGUCUAGCAAUUCUAUAGUUUUGCAAACAUGCAUAAAACAGUUUCUCAAGAAACCUUUCUUUCGCAACACAAAACUUGUACUAUUGGGAGAUUGCAAUAGUGCGACAAUCGUGGCUUAUGGGGCCGUGAUUCGGGCAGUCACAUCUAUUAUGUCGAUUAGAAAAAGCCAUUACUGGAUAGGCCUUGCGAGGAAGGAAUACUAUGACAAGAAAAAGCACGCCAAUUUGCCUCAAGCAGAUAUUGUGAAUGACUAUAUCAUGAAUGAAAAUGGCAAGAUGAAAAAAGAAAAGCAAGUGAAGACCAUCCAGUGGUGGGCCCAACCAGGGGAAAACUGCAUUGUUGACGGCUCUAUUGACCAGAUGCCCUUUGUUAAGAUGUGGGAAUUUUUUGAUGAAGAGGGAUCUGUGGCAAACCAAGUCACAGAUUACAAAGUACCUAUAAUGGUAUUUAUUUGUCCAAGCCUGAACUCAUCGCAAGUGAUGAAUAACGACGAAGACGAUAUCGCAAAUAGUGGUGCGGGAAAAAGAGGUUGGUCAUAUCAGAGUACAAGGCCUAAAACAGAGGAAACCAACUUCGAAAUCGACUUCAGUCCUAGCAUCCCCAAUCCCUUACUUAUCGCUAGCGAAUUGGUCCCAGUAAAUGGAUUCUACAAUGUUAACUGGGCCAUUUUUGCCGAAACCACAGGCAUUGGGAUUGACUUUUGGUGUGCCGUUGAUUCGAAUGAUCAGGACCUGAACAAUUCCAAUGAUAUUCCAAUAAAUAUGCGAAUGGUAUACCGGGUUUUAUAUACAGAUCUCGUCGGAGUGAUACAGCAAUCUUAUGCUAUUGAUGAUGAUGGGACCGUGGAGCAGAACGACGAAGACAACGAAGCUAUACCAAAAGGAAUGAAAGAGAAAGAGACUGAUAAUGAUAAUGGUAACGACAAACGUAACAUUGAGCAACUCAACUCCGAGCAACUCAACUUCGAGAACGAAGCACUUUUUCCAGGUCUCAUCGCACCACGCCCAACCUCAAAAUUUAUUGCCCUCCAUAAUACAAAGGCAGCAUCGAUAUCAAACAGCAGCAAACGACAGGGACCUGAGCAACUAGAAGGGCAACCCAAAAAUAAAAAGGCUAAAAACUUAACUCUAUCUUCUCAACAUACAAAUGCGAGUGAUGGACCUUUAAUACAACCUCAAGUUGAGGAAAGACCGGUGAUGGAUACACUAGCGCCUACCAUUUUGGAUCCAGAAGUCCAGUCUUCAAGCCCAAAAUCUUUGGAAAAACAACUGGAGAAAUCGCAAUCAGAGAUGUUUGAGGAUGUAGAAGAGGAGGGUAUCCCUAUCAAUCCCGAAAUUCUAUUGAAAAAUAUUUACGAUUCGAGUAAGAUUACAGGAGAGCCAGAUAGGGAGGAUUUUGAAGAUGAGGACGAGUAUAAUGCUGCUAUGUCGGAAUAUAUCGAUCAACUUCAACGCGAGGAAUUAACCAGGCUACAAGCAGGCUGCGACUCUGAAGCAUGUAUGCAUUUCAACGAGCAAAUUUGGAUUCAAGUUUGCCGGUUUAUCCAUCAUAAGCCCACUCUAAAGAAACCAGUAUACUGUGUUAAGGUUCCUGGCGGUUUUGGGCAUCAACUACUACCUUGUCAACUUCAUGGUGUAUGGUAUAGUCUUCGUCAAAUUCAUGGAAUUGCAGGGUCUAUUUUCUUAUGUCACAUUAUGGGUAUUGGAAAAACCACUAUGGCACUCGCGAUCCACUGGAUUCAACACAUCUUCAAUAUGAUGUGGGCUGACAUACGUGCCAAUUCGAAGGCCCAUACUGUACAUGGCGAAUGCCCAGCCAAUAUGCAGAUGUAUAAAACAUAUGGCUUCGAUUGCCCUUGCUCUGCUGACAGUACAAAUCACUGGUUGAAAGAGAGACUAGGUGUUACUGUUGCUCUCGUUCCCCUUGGUCUUUUGAAUGUUUGGAAGGCCGAGCAUACAGAAUGCUUCAAAGGCAUUCCUGAUCAGAUUUUGGUUAAAGCACAUGGUACUUCUAAUGCUAGUGGAGGUGAUCAAUUGAAUGAUAGUACGCAGGAUCUAUUGGAAGGUGAAGAGGUUAUUCAGGAAGAAGUCUACCAAAACGAUGAAGAUGAAUCUUUGCAGGAAUCCGAAAAGCCGAAAAAGCCGUCAAUUUAUACACCACGCCUCCAAAAUGGGCAUGUAUUUGUUAUUACCACACCAGACUCAUUUGCCAGCCAGUUCUUGAAUAAAUUUCAGCAUACAAAGACAUGGUGGUACCAGCCACCAGGUAAAGAAGCUAUCAAUAAAAAAGGGGAACGCUAUAUCACUAAACCCCAGCGACAAAGGCGGAAAACACCAGCUUAUCAGUCAUGUAUUGUUUCUCUUCUAUUCAAAGAUGAAUUCCAGCUUCGAAGGACAGAAUCUAUUAGAGCUAUCCAGGAUGUUCAAAGGCGACAACAUAUCAAGAACGAAGCGAAAUUGUUACAUGAUUGUAGACAUGAAGUUUAUCAUCGAAUCGCGUUAGUAUUGUUAAGUGGUACGCCUUUGAUGACAGGACCAUUGGAUAUUUCUGGUUUUGUCCAAUUGAUGUGUUGCGAGCGCUGGAGGAAGGAUGUAGUUUUGCAAAAUUGGAUGCAUAACGAGUUACAGGAUCUUGGUGAAAGAUGGAAGAAAUGGACUGAUAGCAGGUCUAUCAAUACUCAUGAUAUCUCUCAUGAAAUAACUCAGAGGUUUAGUCCAUUGGUAGAGAAUCUUAUGAUUCGAUGGACUACGAACAGCGAUCUUCUUGGUGAGAAACCUGUUAUUGUACCACGAAACCUCUACUCCGACACCAAAUGCAAUAAUGGACCAUACUGGACUCCUAGGGUUGACUCUCUUGGUCAAGAAGAAUCUAAGAGAUUAGAAAAGAGAGAAAAGUUACGUCGAGCGAGAUAUCAAGUGAGACAUGGCCAUCUCAAAGGAUAUAAGUCAUUAGACAAGGCUAACAUUAACAUCUACUAUCGUUCUCGGUUAUGCGCAUCUUUCCCAAAACUCAUGGACCUUAUCGAUGACGAAGGCGUACCGUUAAAACUGACAGAGGGUGAGUGGGUAGCGAAAAGCACAGGCAAAGACCCAGAAUGGAAACAGGAGACGGAUACCGAUCCGUACUUCACUUAUCUGAAUGAAAUUGUUGCAUCUUCAGGCAAGCUUCGUGAGAUUGAGAAAAAGAUCAACAAAUACAAAUACUUUAGGGAUGCUGAAAAGAAGUUGGCACGACAAAUCUUUUGUUCCUAUUUCUUUGUGGGUGCCUACAUCAUGUAUCUGUGGAUGAUACACAUUCUUAAAAUUGAACCUGUGGAUAUUAUUUUCUUAUACAAGCCUAUGGGUCAAACGAAAAUCAACGCUGCAUUAGCAAGAUUUUAUAUUGAUGUCGAUUCCAAAGUACCAGCCGAGGAUCAGCGAACCGCCAGAUACAUUAUUUCGACUAGUUCAUCCUUUGCCGUAGGGCUGACUCUAGCAUCAGCGAUAUCGGUCGCCUUCUUAGAGCCUGACUACCAUGCAGAUACUGUGGCUCAAGGAUUUCAUCGGCACUGUCGCCAGGGUAACAAAAAUUUGGAUCAUGGUGUAGAGUCCUGGAUGUUUAUGGUUGAGGAUAAUAAGGUGGAGGCGAGGAUAUUCGAUGUUAACAAUCUACGCAAACAAAUUAUCAGCGCAGCGGAACGUAAGGUCGAUGAUAUUGCGAAGAAAGAUCAGCAGAAAGACCUCAAAUUCUCUACUACCGAAAAUGGUACCAAUUCUACUGCUUCGACUGCUGUUCAAACAUAG